AUGUACCUUCCGUAUUCGAGGACAUUCGACGGCAUUUUUCUAAUCUUUAUUCCACAUAUUGUCUUGUCUUUUGUCAACAUGCCCGCAACGACGCGGAAAAGAAAAGCUUCAGAAGAGGAAGAUGCAACACCUGAGGUUGUGCCGGCAGCGGUGAAGACUUCGCGAGCAUCUCAACAGCCAUCGAAAGCCAGAAAAUCUGCGAAGAAAGGACGAUCAGGGACUAUUGAGAACUUGAAUUCCGCAAGAACCCCCAAAAGCAUCAAGCCAACAGCUUCUAGCGUGUCGACUGCAAAGAGAGACAUUCGGAAAAAAGCAGACGAGCUAAUUCAUUUGAUAGAGAUUCAAAGUACUAACGAGGUGUUGGUCUGUAGAGCUGAAGACAGGCUUGGUAAUCUUGGGUCCGGCAUUACUGCAACUGAAUCGAAGACGACACCUCUCCGGAAAACAAUGAUCGGCUUGGAGCAUGAGCAGACCAGCAGAAACCCCAAUACUAUAUAUCAGAAAUCGUGCGAGCAUCUACAAAACAUGCAGGAGACUAUAGAUGAGUAUAAACGGCUGAAUCAUGCCACGGCCAAUCUAAAAAAGCCUCUCGAGAUCAAACAGUGGGAGCAAGACUCUGAAGACAUAGCAAAAGUCGACAAACGAGCUAUGGAGAUAACGAUAAAUACAUUGAAUGGUAUAGUACUUGGGGAGAAGACGGCAGAUUAUCCUCGUUCGGCAGCACAAUUGGAUGACGAAGUUGAGCAAGCUGCCAGGAGAUGGCUGCGGACUGGGGUCUCGACUAGGGAAGAUACCUGGGGCGAUGUCGUACGGGAGGCUCUCAAGGCGUUAUCUGGAAUUACUAAGAUCUUGUCGUGA
Messenger RNA from Trichoderma asperellum CBS 433.97, 858 nucleotides. Lineage: Eukaryota; Fungi; Ascomycota; Sordariomycetes; Hypocreales; Hypocreaceae. The record is from RefSeq and is a predicted model, not a curated record.